AUGAAGUUGAUUGGUUGUCUGCGUACCGGAAAUUCGGCUUAUAGAGUAGGUGAGGAACAAAUACCUAGUUUUUACCCACCUGCCUUAGAAUUAUCCGGGGUCCUGCUAGAGGUUGAUAGUGAAAUAGAAAAUCUGCAAAAUAUAAUUAUCAGCGAAAUGAACUAUCAGGGAAUGAGCUGUCAGGGAAGUGAAGUCGAUGAAGUGGUUGUCAGUGUCGGUGUUAGAGAAAACGAUAGAGAUGCUUUCGAAUGGUUUCUGAAAGCUGGAAGACAUGGUAAUCCUUUGGGCAAUAAUGUCUACCAAUUUGGAAUGGAUACAAUUGCGGAAAAGAGAAAGGUUCACGAAGUCGGCUAA
Messenger RNA from Cetraspora pellucida, 354 nucleotides. The record is from the annotation of a GenBank genome assembly. Lineage: Eukaryota; Fungi; Glomeromycota; Glomeromycetes; Diversisporales; Gigasporaceae.